Messenger RNA from Paramormyrops kingsleyae, 1493 nucleotides. NCBI's taxonomy places the organism in Eukaryota, Metazoa, Chordata, Actinopteri, Osteoglossiformes, Mormyridae. The record is from RefSeq and is a predicted model, not a curated record.
AAGACCGUUUUUCCCGAAGAGAUCACAGGCCGGAUGAAAACGAAGCAAUGCAGUGCUGAAGUCUUCGCGUCUUUUGGACAGGCGGCUGAAAUAAACUGUUCUUCUAAGCCGGUAAAUCCUAAUGCCCGAAAGCAUCUGCUUUGAAUGAGGCGUAUUAAUGUCGGGCGAUUUAAAAAAAUUAUAGCGUCUGUUUUUAACAUUAAUAGUAUAUUGUUUUUAACAUUAACAUCAUCAGGCUUGUCUAAUGUAAAUUUAAUCGAUGUGAAUGAAUUAUGAUUUAAAUAGUUAUUUACCGUUACGUAUUCAGAAAGGAGUUUCAGAGGAGUCGUCAGUGAGGAUGAUGCCUGUGUUAUUCGGCAACUUGCAGUAACAUUUGAAUGGAUAAGAAGGGGGAAAUAAUAGCGAUUGCAAGUAACGGAAAAAAAAUAUUGUUAAAGAAUAUUAGGGACUAUAACGGUAAUAUAGGGUGACGUAAGCUGGGGAAGUAGACGAUAAAAAAGAGGACUUUUGGGACGACGCAACUGCAUACUUAACAGAGGCGUUGCUUAUAGUCUUCACUCUACAUCGAUCUUUUCCCCAGACUCAUCUGCUCCAGUUUUUUAGUCCAGAAAAGCCCUGGGAUCGAGAUGCCGAAAUUCCAGAAUUCCAGCAAACCCGGCUCCGGUCCACAUUACGUGUGGGAAUAUGAAUAUUACGACGAUGAUGAGCCAGUGUCAUUCGACAACCUCACAGCGCACAGAUAUUCAGUUGUGAUUGGCUUCUGGGUGGGCUUGGCUCUUUUCGUCAUCUUCAUGUUCUUUGUCCUGACUCUCCUCACCAAGACGGGACCCCCACACCAAGAGAACCAGGAUGCAUUUGAUAGGCAUUGCCGUCCAUCCAGCUGCAUGGUGGACUUCAGACAUCCACAGGCCUCAGACAACAAGGCCUGCUCCCAGCCUCUGCUGGAUGAAUCUCAUUCCCUCAUCCACUGUUUCAUUCAUGAGGAGGAGACAGGCAGGACGGGUGAGGGCCAAGGCCAGUGGAGAGAAGCAAAACAAUGCGCCUGCAGUGGGUUACAGCAGGCCCAGGCGAAGUGCAAGGUCGAGCGGGACACAAGCUUCCCGACUCACUGCAACAUCCCCAACUUUGUGAACUCGGAGUACAGCUCAGCUCUGGGGGACGAUGACUUACUGCUGUGCGAUCAACCAGUUCCCCUGGACAGUAACUCCCUGUCGUCCAACAACUAUCACCGUACCAUGUAAAUAACAUAUGGCUGUAUGUGGGGAUGUGGUAAAAUCCUGAUAUUGAUACAUACCGAUGAGGAGAGGGGGCGUCAUGUGACCAUGGGGAUCAAGGGUACCUUCUGAACUUUUGUUCUGUUUUACUUCGGGGCACCUGGAUCAGACCCAGCCCUGCUGUUUUUUGUGGACUGUUCUGCUAUGCUGAUCCAUCUGCACUACUGCUGUGUUUCCUUGAAAACAAUUUAAAAUAAAUCUUUCAGUCAUUGUGUCACA